UUCGAGCACACCAAUACAAUAAGACCAGUGCCGACCAGUGAGCGCAGAUAAAGCACACUGCGUAUGUGUGAGUUUGUCCCAUCUCAAACAGGUUUUCCCACAAUUGAACUCUCCACCCCAUCCUGGUUGGACUUUAAAAGCCCAGCCUCUCCACAGGUACACACAUUUCGCUUAGGUUUGCCCACCUGAAACAUCUUCAACCCAAUCCUCCACCAUUCCUCUUGAAGCAUGAGUCUUAGAAGCAAGCGCAUCAGUUCCAGUAGCUCCGUGAGGAGCAGCGGCAAGAUGGCAGGCUAUGGAUACAGCAGUUUAAGCGGGAUCUCUCUGGGCGCAUCUGCCCCGAGCUUCAGCACCAGCUCGGCGUAUUUGGGUCCCCCCAUCGCCAGCGUCUCCGUCAACAAGAGCCUGCUGGCUCCCCUCAACCUGGAGAUCGACCCCAACAUCCAGAUGGUGCGCACUCAGGAGAAAGACCAGAUCAAAACGCUGAACAACCGUUUCGCUACAUUCAUCGAUAAGGUGCGCUUCCUGGAGCAGCAGAACAAGAUGUUGGAGACAAAGUGGGACCUGCUGCAGAACGAAAACCCGAGCCGGUCUAACGUUGAGCCCAUGUUUGAGGCGUACAUGGCCAACCUGCGCAGACAACUGGACGUGGUCAACAACGACAGGACCAAGCUGGACGGAGAGCUGAGGAACAUGCAGGGUCUGGUGGAGGACUUCAAACACAAAUAUGAAGACGAGAUCAACAAAAGGAACAACCUGGAGAACGACUUUGUGAUUCUGAAAAAGGAUGUCGACUCAGUGUAUCUGGUGAAAGCUGAUUUGGAGGACAAAGUUGGUGCCCUGACAGAUGAGAUCAAUUUCCUGAGGACCAUCUAUGAUGAGGAGCUGCGUGAACUGCAGGCCAGCAUCAAAGACACGUCCGUCAUCGUGCAGAUGGACAACUCAAGAAACCUCAACAUGGACCACAUCGUGGCUGAAGUCAAGGCUCAAUAUGAGGACAUCGCAGCCAAGAGCCGUGAAGAGGCUGAAUCCUGGUACAAGUCCAAGUUUGACCAGAUGUCCACUCAAGCCAUUCAGUACAACGACGAACUGCGAAACAUUAAAGGAGAGAUCGCAGAUAUGAACCGUAUGAUCAGUCGUCUCCAAAGUGAGAUUGAAUCUAUUAAAUCUCAGCGUGCUAACCUGGAGAACCAGAUUGCUGAGGCUGAGGACCGUGGUGAGAUGACCGUGAAGGAGGCCAAAAAUCGUAUCAAAGAUAUGGAGGAGGCGCUGCAGAGAGCCAAGCAGGACAUGGCUCGCCAACUCCGCGAAUACCAGGAGCUUAUGAACGUCAAGCUGGCGCUGGACAUCGAGAUCGCCACCUACAGGAAGCUGUUGGAAGGCGAAGAGGAUAGAAUUGGACAGCAGUCCAUUGUGAACAUCCAGACUGUUCCUAACUACAGUUCCAAAGGGAUGAAUGGUUUUCAGCAGAGCAGCUCCCCAUCACCGAAAAUCCUGAUCAAGACCACUGAAACCAGAAACAACACCAGAUUUAGCACUCACUAAAGACCAAACUAUACAAUCAAAAUAUAAACAUUUAAGAACAUACAUUUUCAAAAUAAAAAAAUCCUGUACUUGAUAUCGUAUAAACAUGUUAAAGAAAUAGUUUUAUUUGUGAAAUCAGU
Messenger RNA from Paramisgurnus dabryanus, 1664 nucleotides. NCBI's taxonomy places the organism in Eukaryota, Metazoa, Chordata, Actinopteri, Cypriniformes, Cobitidae. The record is from RefSeq and is a predicted model, not a curated record.